CGCCCAGCCCCGCGGUGGCUGCCGCGCGCGGCGCGCGGGGGGCGGGGGGGGGGGGGGGCGGCGGGGCGCAAAAUUUCUACCCUAUACACUUCAACACUUCUUUUAGAUCGUGUUUCACAAAAAGAAAAGGAAGAAAGAAAGAAUGGCACAUCGAUGCGUACAUGGGAAUUUAGUCAACCAAAUCAACCCACUUAA
Messenger RNA from Rotaria sp. Silwood2, 195 nucleotides. The record is from the annotation of a GenBank genome assembly. NCBI's taxonomy places the organism in Eukaryota, Metazoa, Rotifera, Eurotatoria, Philodinida, Philodinidae.